Molecule: messenger RNA, 780 nt
Organism: Maudiozyma saulgeensis
Lineage: Eukaryota; Fungi; Ascomycota; Saccharomycetes; Saccharomycetales; Saccharomycetaceae
Source: the annotation of a GenBank genome assembly
AUGACAACAAAUUUUAGAAUUUUUAAUAAUAAUUUAAAUACACAAUCUGAAGAUUUUAUUAAUUUAUCAGAACCACCAAAACCUAAGGAUUCACCAAUGUUAGGUUUUGAAAACGGUAUAUAUUAUAAUAGUACCGAUAUUAAUAAUACUACUAAUAACAAUGAUAUUGAUCCAAAUAAUAAUAAUUCUAGAUUAUUUUAUGGACCCAAGAGAUUAUUAUUUCCAAGAAGAAGGUCAACAAAUUAUAUGGAUGCAUUGACAUUAAGUGAAAAACAAAAAAAUAAAAAUAGAUUAUUUGGGAAUAAUCAUAAUCAUCAUAAUAGUUUUAGUAAUAGUACAAAUAAUUUUAAUGGUGAAAAUUUUUAUACUUUUAAAGGUGAUAUAAGUACAAAGAGAAGUCAAAGAAGAAAAUCUUUAUUAUCUGGAAUGGAUUUUCAAGAUACAAGACAUGAUAUUCAAAAUUCAAAUGUUUCUUCGGAUAAUAAUUCGAUUAAUGAUUAUACUUUACAUCAUCAUAAUAUGGGUGAUUAUAUUCAAAGACCUGAAUCACCAGAGUAUAGAUCGAAACCAAAUCAUUCUUUAUUUAAAAAACAAUAUAGAUCAGAUGGAGUCACAGCUGGUACUGAGACUAAUAAUAAUUUAACUCAAGAUGAUAGUGAAUCUGAUACAGAAAGUAUACCAUCAAGAAGAUCAUUAAGUAGAGGGAGAAAAUUAAGUUUUGAAUAUGAAGAUUUUAAAAAAGAUAUUUAUAAUAAAUUAAAUUUCUUUGAUAAAAAUUAA